Panonychus citri (citrus red mite) is the source of this 4379-nucleotide messenger RNA. RefSeq names its product exocyst complex component 6B-like. The transcript has 2 exons. NCBI's taxonomy places the organism in Eukaryota, Metazoa, Arthropoda, Arachnida, Trombidiformes, Tetranychidae. Gene Ontology annotation, cellular component: exocyst; membrane. Gene Ontology annotation, biological process: Golgi to plasma membrane transport; exocytosis; intracellular protein transport. The coding region runs from base 377 to 3067 and encodes 896 amino acids. The record is from RefSeq and is a predicted model, not a curated record.
UAUUUAUCGUGUUAAUCAAUCGACAAAGAUUAUCAACAAUCAAAUAAACAAUUAGAUUAAUUUUCCACUUGAAAUGAUGGUGAGGUGUGUGUGAGUAUCUUAUUAAUUGCAAUUAAUUACAAUUCGUUCAGUUAAUUAGCGAUUUUCUAAUUUUAGUAGAUUCGCCACUCAACAGAUGUCGUUCCAGUCGUUUUUCUAUUUACGCCCUCAAGUUUGUUUCUACUGUAAAAUGUGAUUGUUGAUUUUUUGUUUUUCUAGUUAAUUUAAUUUGUUUUUUCUUCUUCUUUUCAUUUGAUUAUUUUUGUUUUAUUUUAAUUGUUUGUUAAACAUUUGAUUGGAAAGAGAUAAAUUUUUGUUGUGCCUUAGAAAAAAAACUAUGAAUGGUUUGAAAGAAUCAACGAUAAAAACAACAACAACUUCUUCCAAUGGUGAUUCUAGUUUACUCUCUUCAUCUAAAUUAAAUGGAUGUGAUCAUUUACUCAUUGAAUUGGAAUCAAAUGAUUCCUCUUCCCUUAGCCUUGUUUUCAGUAACAGAACCGUUGGUGAUCAAUAUGAUGAUUUUAUGGAUAAAUUGGAUGCUAGAAUUAAAAGCCAUGACAAAGACAUUGAACGAAUGUGUAAUGCUAAUUAUCAAGAUUUUGUUGAUUGUAUCCAUGAUCUUCUCCAGGUUCGCCCUAAAGCUGAUCAAUUACGACAAGAGAUUAUCGAUAUUAAUCAAGAUAUACAAAAAUCAGCUGAAAAUGUUCAACGUAAAGCUGAAGAGUUAAUAAGACACCGGAAGAUUGUUUGUAACAUAGAAACAGCCAUUGAAUAUCUUAGUGUUUGUUUACCAGUAUUGAAAACUUACACCAAAUUAACUUCCCAAAUGGAUGCAACUCGUUACUAUCCUGCUUUAAAAACUUUAGAACAAUUGGAAACCAAUUAUUUACCUCGAGUGGCCAAUUACCGUUUCGCUCAAGCCAUGAGGGAUAAAAUACCACAGAUACGAGAAGAAAUCAAGGAGGCAUCGAUGUCCGAUUUAAAAGAUUUCCUGGAAAAUGUGAGAAAAAAUUCCUCCAAAAUUGGUGAAAUCGCCAUGAAAAAUGCUGCUCAUCAACAGAAUAUUGAAGAUUCUCUUUUCAAUACUAACGAUGAUCCAUCCAAAGUUAACACCUUGGAACUUGAAAAUAGUAACAAUAAGAAUACUACAAUUAUCUCAAUCAAUUCAUCAAUGGACGAGAUUGGAACCAAUGUAAAUAAAACUCCAGUUUCGAACAAAAUUUCAACCAAUUUGGGUACACCAAGGAAAAAGAAAUUAGCACCUAAACCACCACCUCUAUCUUCAUCAAUGGAAGAUAUUCUUGAUCAAAUUAACGAUACCGAUUCAGAUUUUGAUGUAAAUGCAAUUGCCGAAGAUGAACUUAAAGGGACAGAUAUUAUCGACUUUUCACCGGUUUACCGAUGUUUACACAUUUUUGGCUGUCUUGGUGCAUCCGAACUUUUUGAAACAUAUUAUCGGCAACAACGGCAACAUCAGGCCAAACUUGUCCUUCAAUCACCGACAAAUAUGCACGAAAAUAUUGAAGGUUACAAGAAUUACUUUUGCGGAGUUGUUGGAUUUUUCGUCAUCGAGAAUCACAUUUAUAAUACCGCUUCUGGUUUGGUGACCAAAAGUUAUCUUAACGAGGUUUGGGAAAACGCUUUACAAUCAGUGAUUGCCGCUCUUCGAACUUAUUCCUCCUAUUGUACCGAUGAGGUUUUGAUGCUUCAGAUCAAACAGAUAAUCAUAUUAUUUAGUCAAACUCUUCAAAGUUAUGGUUAUACUGUUAACCCACUUUUUAACCUUCUCAUUGAGAUUCGUGAUCAAUACAAUGAGAUUCUAAUGAAACAAUGGUGCUCAAUUUUUCGUUCUAUUUUUGAUUCCGACAAUUAUAAUCCAUUACAAGUGAAUAGUUCAAUUCAAUUAAGUGAAAUUCUGGCUGAUUUUCCUUACUUUGAGAGCGAAAUUAUUUCCAUUGGACCAAAAGGAAGCGAUUUUCCGAAAAAGUUUCCUUUCUCUUCAUUCGUGCCUAAAGUUUUCGUCCAAGUGAAACGUUUCAUUAACGCUUGUCGACAAUUUUCCCAAGAUUUGAAUAUCAGCUCAACCGAAAUUGAAGAUAUGGUUCGAAAAUCGACCAACUUAUUACUAACUCGAACCCUUUCAGGUUGUCUUUCUCUUCUAAUCAAAAAACCAGGUCUUGGUCUUCUACAAUUAAUCCAAAUAGCAAUCAACACUAAUUAUCUUGAAUCAUCAAUGUGUCAUCUUGAAGAGUACAUCUCACAGCCAGUUAUCAAUCAGAAUUCACAAUCAUCCUCUCAAAAUUUAUCAUCUUCAUCAUCGAUGGCCAAUCUAAGUGAGCUAGUUGGAACCUCUCAUCUUGCCAAACUACAAGGAAGUUCAAUGUUCAAAGAUGCUCGAUCCGAUGCUGAGUCACAAAUCUACUUCUUAUUGAAUCAAAAGAUAGAUGAAUUUUUUGAUAUCGCUCAUUAUGAUUGGAGUCUAGUUGAACCAUUAGGAGUGGCCUCAUCCUACAUAACCGAUUUGCUCAAAUUUUUGACCACAACUUUUCAAGCGCUAACCAAUUUACCGGACAAAAUUGCACAAACGGCCUGUCAUUCGGCCUGUAAACACAUGGCCUCAUCCCUGAUGAACUCUCUCCUUGACGAAGAUGUUAAAUCAAUCUCAAUGGGAGCCUUAGAACAAUUUAAUCUUGACCUACUGCAAUGUGAAUUUUUCGCCUCCUCUGAGCCCGUUAAAGGAUUCGAGGACAAUGUUUUACAAUUAUGUUUCACUGAGUUACGACAAUUAGUUGACCUACUGCUUUCCUGGCAAUGGUCAACUUAUAUUGCUGAUUAUGGUAAACAAGGAAGUAAAUAUUCACGAGUUAAUCCUCAAAUUGCUCUUAAUUUGUUGGAAAAAAUUAAAGAAACCGAUGGGAAUCGUAACAUAUUCACUUCAUUCAAGAAAAAUGAGAGAGACAAGAAAAAAUUGGUCGACACUGUAAUCAAACAACUUAAACAGAUAAUCGCAAUUAACAAUUCUAAUUAAACCCCUUUUUUUAUAUUAACUAGAAGUCAAUUAAUCAACAACAAAAUUCAACCUAUGGACCAAAUUUAACGCAACAACUUAAUCAACUUCAUCUACCAACAAAACAAAGUCAACAAUUAACCAGAUUCACAGCCUUAUCAUUGAUAAAUAUUCAUAUAUUUAAAUUAACCCAGCGAACAAUUCAAUCAACAAUUAGAAAUAAUUAGCUUUAUAUUUUUGUUUUCAUCAAUCAAAUUAUUCCAAAGUCACAAAAUUAACCCUUUACAAUUAAAAUCCUUUAGAGAGCUGAAAUCCUCGACAAUCAACUAACCAUCAUCAUCUUCAUAAUUUACAUCUCUAUUAACUGUGAUAUAAUAUUAACCACUGAUGAUUUACUAAUCGACUUAGCAAUGACCAAUAUUUUACAUUGAUGAUUUAGUUAAUUUCCUCCCCACCAAGAUAAAAUUAAUUGAUUGUGAUUAGACCGACAUCACCAUCAUUAAUGGAUCAAUUUAAUUGUUUGUACAGCAAAAAAAAUGCAUCAUUUUUUUUAUAAUCAGAAGCUCAGAAAUUAAUAUAUUAAAUUACUAAUUAACAAAUUACUUCACAGUCAAACAUAAUCGAGCUUAAAUCCAAUUAACUAAUCAAUACAAUUUACGAAGAGGAAACAAAAUCCAUCUAAUAUUUAAAUCAAUCAAAUUGUAUCAAUUGAAAUGAGCAUGAUAAUCAUCAUCUUGAUUAUAAUCAAAAAAAAAAGUUAUAAUUUCCAAAUCUAAUUGUUUUAGUUAAUCAACAAUUCACUGUAAUCAAUUAAAUGCAAACUUUUUCCCCGUUGAAACAAUUUAAUCAUUUUAUUGAUUUUCACUUGACAACAUCCAAAUGAUUCAACUAAUCAAGUAACGGUGAUUUAAUUAUAACUAAACCAGUUAACUAUCAAUAAGAGUAAAGUGUAAAGAUUAAUUGUAAUCAGAUUGAUCUAAUCACAAUUUUAAUAAUAAUUAACUUAUCCCAGGGAAUUAUGAUUAAUUUAAUGAUGAUAACAAUUAUCAUCACACACUCAUUGUGAUUAAGUUAAAUGAGUUUGAGUGAAUCAAGGAAACAAUCAAUUGAUUGUUUCGGUUAAAUAACAUUCAUUUUGAGUGAAAAAAAGUGUUAAUAGUCAAGGUAAUUAGUUAAUUACUAAGUUUGUCAACAAGAAAAUUAACCAAGUUGAUCCACCAAGUAAUUAAAUCGUUGCCAACUUAUCAUAAUACUAAUAUAGCAAUUAAAUCUGUAUUUAAUUUGUCUUCUAAAUGAUAAACAAUUAAGUAUAUAAACUAACAACGUCAAUCAA